Rotaria sordida is the source of this 609-nucleotide messenger RNA. The record is from the annotation of a GenBank genome assembly. Lineage: Eukaryota; Metazoa; Rotifera; Eurotatoria; Philodinida; Philodinidae.
AUGGCUGAUCGUCGUACUAACAUUCCAACUGAACCUUAUGGUACAAUGACUACGAAAACAACUGCACCAACACAUUCUGUACGAGAUGAAAUUCACGCAUCAGUUACUGGUAGUGGACCAUCAGCAUCUAUAGCAGCAGCAGCAGCAGCUGCAGCAACAAUUAUUCCUGAACGUCGUCAAUCAGUUUUUCGACGUUUAUCAAUGUCAAUGGGUAGUAGAAAAUCUUCAAUGUUACCUUUACCUAAUCAACCACGACCAAAUACAUAUCGUAUGGAACCCGAUAAUGAAUAUCGUUUUCGUCCUUAUCGUGUUCAACCUAAAGUACUUGAAAUAUUAAUAGAUCGAUUAAAAGAUAAAACAUAUGAUGAAGCAACUAUAAAUGAACUUGUUAAAGAUAUAACAAGAAAUGUUCAUCAAUUAAUGAGAAAUUUUCAGUUACCACGUUAUAAAAUUAUUGUUCAAACAGUUAUUGGACAAAAAUUUGGCGAGCUUUUACGUAUUGCAUCACGAUGUUUAUGGGAUCCAAAAACAGAUAAUAUGAUAUCAGUUAAUUAUGAAACGAAAGAUAUGAUUGCUGUUGUUACUGUUUAUGCUGUAUAUCUUGAGUGA